CUUCCACCGGGUGAUUCAGCUCCUGUCCGGGCCUCAUGAGUCCGUUUAAACCGCAGAAAUGCAAAUCUUCAGGUUCUUUUCGCGGUUGAGCAACAGGCAGUGACUCUCCUCCUUCUUCUGGGCGUUUCUCUAAAAACACAACCUGAGCUCCGACAUAAAACUCUGCGUCCUGCUGAGCUCCGACAUUCUGACUGCAGAUCCGAGACAGAAACUCAGAAACUCCGCAGAAAAACACAAACAGACCGAGAUGUACGCCCGAUCCAGCUCCACGCUCACCGUCCAGGAGAGCUUCGCCUUCCCCCGGGUGGCCUCCCGCAGCACCGAGCCGGAGGUCUUCACCUUCGAGCGGAUCCCGGCUCAGGCCACCGCGGUGCGAUCCACGGUCCCCAUCCGGCCCAAGAAGCGCUGCACCCGGGUCAUGUACCCCGCCAAGGUCCGCAUGCACCUCCCGCCCCCGGAGAAGAACCAGGCCAAGCGCUGGCUGCUGAUUCUGUGUCUGGUGGUCCUGUGGCAGAUCUACACCGAGGAGCCCUGCACCGACGCCCCGCUGGCGGCCACCGACGGCCCGGUGGGAGACUACCAGGGCUUCCCCUUCCAGUCCCCGGAGGAGCCGCUGAGCUCCGCCCCGCUGAGCCGCUGCGAGGACGGAGAGAUGAUCCAGAACACCUGCCCUCUGCCCGGCCAGGAGUCCGACAGCAGCCGGGCCUUCGAGCAGAGCGCCGGGAAGAGCUACAUGGUGGCCCUGCUGGUCUACCACCGGCUGGGCAGCGACAACUGAGCCUCCCGGUACCGGCUGGACUCUGAGCCCGGAUGGGCUCCAACAACACUAACGAGCUCCGGAGAGCAGCGGGGCGUCCUGCGAGGCGCAUCCGGGGAAGGAGCUCCAUGCGUCGGCUAGUCUCAGCCAGCAGCCCCGUGGAGGACCUGGAGGACUUCCCGGAGGAACUCCUGGAGAACCGGCAGGCUGAACCCGGACAGACAGAACUUCAGAACUGUGAAGAGAAAAACUGAAACUUGAACUUUGAUGAAACUUGAACUGAGGAGUGAUUUCCACUCAAAGGAACUAAAACCUGAAAACAAACUGACUGUUGAUGCUGUUUAAUGUUUAUUUAGUUAUUUAUUCUGUUAUUUGCUAUUUAUUGAAUAAUAAUAAUAAUAAUUUUUAAUAAAAUGUUGAAAAGAA
Molecule: messenger RNA, 1183 nt
Organism: Acanthochromis polyacanthus (spiny chromis)
Lineage: Eukaryota; Metazoa; Chordata; Actinopteri; Pomacentridae
Gene: ier3
Product: immediate early response 3
Exons: 1
Coding region: 248-778 (176 amino acids)
Biological process (GO): negative regulation of apoptotic process
Source: RefSeq, a predicted model, not a curated record